This is a messenger RNA of Canis lupus familiaris (dog), 2932 nucleotides long. It is a transcript of the gene SLC7A3, whose product is annotated as solute carrier family 7 member 3. The coding region runs from base 825 to 2678 and encodes 617 amino acids. The record is from RefSeq and is a predicted model, not a curated record. Gene Ontology annotation, cellular component: plasma membrane. Gene Ontology annotation, molecular function: amino acid transmembrane transporter activity. The transcript is spliced from 12 exons. NCBI's taxonomy places the organism in Eukaryota, Metazoa, Chordata, Mammalia, Carnivora, Canidae. Gene Ontology annotation, biological process: transmembrane transport; amino acid transport.
UUAAUAGUUCAACUGGGACUAAGCUAGAGAGUCUGUGGCCUAAAAUCCUAAAUGGGAUGAAUUUUCUGUGGUGGCUGAAAUCAUCUCCAUUCCCUUGCUGACUGCAAUUGAAAUACCCGCAGUUGAGGGUGAGAGCUGAGCAAUCGGAGGCAGACAGCUGCCCAUAAUCUGGUAUGGUCCUUGGGAAGGAUUUCUGGGGUGAGGGAACCUCGUGUAGAAAAAACAAGCAAAGAAAGGCUGAAGGGAGAGUGAGUUGGAGACUUCCUGUGCGGUUUCCUCCUCCACUUCUCCCCCCUCCCCCACCGCCGCCAAUCACAAAUUCUGACCAUUAAGGCACAAAGGUAGAAAAUCCCAUGGGGUCUCGGGCCUGGAAGCCUCUCAUUGUCCGGCUCUGACUAUAAGCUCGCAGAAUGGGAAAAGCCUCCCCCCACCCAACCCUCGCUUUCUUGCUCCUUGCCACGCUGGGCUGGCUGUUGCAAGUGGGAAGCAGUCUCAGGCUGCACGCAAUCCUUUUUGCAAAGCCGAGGAAUGAGUGAAUGAGAGAGGGAGCGAGAGAGACAGAGACAGAGACAGAGACAGAGUGUGUGGUGUAGGGAGGAUUGGGGGUGGGAUUCCAUGACGUUACCGGCUCCGCCUCCUGGUGUAUAUAAGGGGGCGCUUGGCGCGCAACGACCCCAAGCCGCAGCUUUGAAGCCUGAGCAGCCGAAGUCCGUACCCCCAACCCAACUCGUUUAACUCAGCCUCACCCACCCCAAUCUGAGACUCUCCUCUCCUUGGGCUUCCACAGCUCUCCGAUCCUAGAAUCCUCUUCAAUUCCAGCUAGAAUGCUGUGGCAGGCACUUCGCAGAUUUGGUCAAAAGCUGGUACGCAGACGUGCACUGGAGCCAGGCAUGGCUGAGACUCGCCUUGCCAGAUGCCUGAGCACUCUGGAUUUAGUGGCCCUGGGUGUGGGCAGCACAUUGGGUGCAGGUGUGUAUGUCCUGGCUGGUGAGGUGGCCAAAGAUAAAGCAGGACCAUCCAUUGUGAUCUGCUUUUUGGUGGCCGCUUUAUCUUCUGUGUUGGCUGGACUGUGCUAUGCUGAGUUUGGUGCCCGAGUCCCCCGUUCUGGUUCUGCAUAUCUCUACAGCUAUGUCACAGUGGGUGAACUCUGGGCCUUCACCACUGGCUGGAACCUCAUCCUCUCCUAUGUUAUCGGGACAGCCAGUGUGGCCCGGGCCUGGAGCUCGGCGUUUGACAACCUGAUUGGGAACCACAUCUCUCAGACCCUGCAGGGGAGCAUCUCAUUGCAUGUUCCCCAUGUCCUCGCAGAAUAUCCAGACUUCUUUGCUAUGGGGCUUGUGUUGUUGCUCACCGGAUUGCUGGCUUUGGGAGCUAGUGAAUCAGCCCUGGUUACCAAAGUGUUCACAGUGGUGAACCUUUUGGUUCUUGGUUUUGUCAUCAUCUCUGGCUUCAUUAAGGGGGACCUUCACAAUUGGAAACUCACAGAAGGGGACUACAAACUGACUGUGGCUGGACUCAAUGACACCUAUAGCCUGGGCCCUCUGGGCUCUGGAGGAUUUGUGCCUUUCGGCUUUGAGGGGAUUCUCCGUGGAGCAGCUACCUGUUUCUAUGCGUUUGUUGGUUUCGACUGUAUUGCUACCACUGGUGAAGAAGCUCAGAAUCCCCAGCAUUCCAUCCCUGUGGGCAUUGUCGUUUCACUGUUUGUCUGCUUUUUGGCAUAUUUUGGUGUCUCUUCGGCCCUUACGCUUAUGAUGCCUUACUACCAGCUUCAACCGGAGAGCCCCCUGCCUGAAGCAUUUCUCUAUACGGGAUGGGCCCCUGCCCGCUAUGUUGUGGCUCUUGGAUCCCUCUGUGCUCUUUCUACCAGCCUCUUAGGUUCUAUGUUCCCCAUGCCUCGGGUGAUCUAUGCAAUGGCAGAGGAUGGCCUCCUGUUCCGUGUCCUUGCCAGAGUCCACACGGGUACACACACCCCCAUCGUGGCCACUGUGGUCUCUGGCAUUAUUGCAGCAUUCAUGGCGUUCCUCUUUGAACUCACUGAUCUUGUGGACCUUAUGUCGAUUGGGACCCUACUUGCCUACUCCCUGGUGGCUAUUUGUGUUCUCAUCCUCAGGUAUCAGCCUGAGCUGAAGAAUGAAGAGGAUGAAGUGGAGCUGCAAGAAGAGAACAUGGCUGGAGCAGAAAAGCUGACCCUACAGGGGCUGUUCUGUCCACUCAGCUCCAUCCCUACUCCACUCUCUGGCCAAGUUGUCUAUGUCUGUUCCUCAUUGGUUGCUCUGCUGCUGACUCUUCUUUGCCUGGUGCUGGCCCAGUGGCCAAUUCCACUGGUUUCUGGAGACCCAGUGUGGACUGUAGUGGUUGUGCUGCUCCUGAUGCUCGUUACUGGGAUCACUGGGGUCAUCUGGAGACAGCCACAGAGUUCUACUCCCUUGCACUUUAAGGUACCUGCUUUGCCUCUCCUCCCUCUAAUGAGCAUCUUUGUGAAUGUUUACCUUAUGAUGCAGAUGACAGCUGGCACCUGGGCCCGAUUUGGGGUCUGGAUGCUGAUUGGGUUUGCUAUCUACUUUGGCUAUGGGAUCCAGCACAGCUUGGAAGAAGUUAAGAGUGACCAAGCCCCACUCAAGUGUAGGGCCAAAACUGUAGACCUUGAUCUCAGCAAUGCCUGUACACAUUCGAUUUGACGUCAUCAUGCCUGAAUGCUGUCUGGUUCCCCUGCGCAGUAAUGGAGAGUACCUUUGAGCACAGGAGAAGCUAGGGCUCCCAUGGGAUGUCAGUGGGGGAAUGCUAAUAGAGCUCUGUAUUUAUUGUGGAGUGAAGGAUGUGUCUUUGCUGUUCCUCAUCCCUUUUAUUUUUUUCUUAGUGGUCUACUUUUCACUUGUGUCUGUAGCUGCUUACUGGCUUUUACAAACUUAUUAAAAGAAACUAUAAAAAAAAA